Zeugodacus cucurbitae (melon fly) is the source of this 1061-nucleotide messenger RNA. RefSeq names its product proteasome subunit beta type-4-like. The transcript has 3 exons. Bases 298 to 1002 code for a protein of 234 amino acids. Gene Ontology annotation, cellular component: proteasome core complex; nucleus; proteasome core complex, beta-subunit complex. Lineage: Eukaryota; Metazoa; Arthropoda; Insecta; Diptera; Tephritidae. The record is from RefSeq and is a predicted model, not a curated record.
AAUUCUGUAUCCAUUCAAUAAUAACGGGGAAUGCUCGAAUCAUCACAUAGCGCACGAAAUCAUAUUUGUACUAUUCUUUCAUUAAACAUUUAAUAAUUGAAAUACGUCCCUGACACUAUUAAAUCUGAAUCAUCUGACACGUUUAAACUAUAUAGUAUACACUGUUUAGUUGCAUUAUUUAUGUAUUUGCAAAAGAUCGGCAAAACAUUUUAUGCGGUUGCACUACAUAUUAGUCGUUACUCAGUUGGAUAUUACAUAUUGUGAAUUGAAUUAGUGAACAGGCAUUUUAAAUGUAAUAUGGCUUUAAAUCGGAUCCCAAUAAAAUUUAAUAUGCUGCGAGGCCGCACCGUUUUAGCCAUAAAAUACGAAAAAGGGGUGCUGAUUGUUGCUGACAAGAUACUGGUAUCACCGAAAGGAACAGAAUAUCAUGGUAAGGAACGAAUUUUCAAAAUAAGCGAAAUUAUCAUCUUGGGCGGUAGCGGUGAUAGUGCGGAUUUACAAAACAUUAUUGAUAAAAUUGAGGAGUUAAAAUUUGAGCAUGAUCGUUAUGGUAUCACAUUAACACCACUCAUGCUGUCUAAUUGGCUCACAAAACAGUUUUAUUUUCAUCAUACAAAUGGAAGUACCCUGCAUAUUGAUGUAAUUGUGGGCGGCCUAGAGGCUGGGGAACCAUUUUUGGCACAUAUCCGACAUGACGGUUCUGCUUGGGAACAUACAUACACCGCUUGUGACUUCUACUGUGAUAUAGUACCUGGAGAUGUGAGUUAUAAAAAUUUGGUUUACGAGCAUAUCAAAGCUGAAAUAAAUAAAUUAAGUAGCUGUUCAGUUGAAGGCAAACCAUCUAAUUUGAUUAGAAGAGAAGAAGCAUUAACAAUCAUUAUAGAUGCCGCAAAACAUAUGAGUAGACGUUUCAAACAUUCCAAUGAAGUAUAUUUAUUGGGAGAAUGUGAUAUAGUUGACAAAAACUCUUGCAACAUCGCAAUCGAAGAGUUAAGCUGUUAAUGCUUUAAAAAGUACCACAAAAAAAUUAUGAAUUUUAAUAAACUAGUAACUACUACUUA